AUUGUUGGUUGCAGGAAACGGGCGCUAGAAUUGUCCGCAGGCGAUCGAGGCGGUGAAGUUCCAUCGUCUAUGGCGAGUCGACCUACCCUCUCCUCCGAGAUCUCUGCCUCUUUCUUCUUUGUUUGUUUCUCUGUGGCCCUGAAUUUACCAUGACGCCCUUCGCUUAUUCAACUUCAAUUCGGUAAUAUAUUGGAUGUGAUGCCACCCUUCAAUUCGAAGCCAACUGAUUCUUUCUCCAAUUUUCUCAAGCUCAUGAAAUUCGGUGGAUUUUGUUGCUGUUACACCAUUGAUUCCCCUCGUAAUUCGUUUCGUUGCUCUGUUACUUCACCGGUUCGGGGCUUUAAUUCACCCGCCGUCUUGCUCUUGGAUAUGAAGUUCCGCGGUAGUUGUUUUGUUUCGCCAUGGAAUCUCCCCGGUCUGGUCCUUGAGUCCGUUUUUCUGUGUUUGUAUUAUGAUGCAUAAGCAUGCGUUGGGUGGGUGUAUGCAGCUUUUUAAUCACUGGUAAUUUGGUGGCAACCCAACGUGAUGUUAAUGGGGAAUGAUGAUGAUGCGCGAUGCGUGUUUCCUCUGACCAAUUUGCAAAUCGGAGACUUGCAGUCUUAUCUCUCUGAUCUUAGCCUCUUCUUGGCGCUCGAGAGUAAAAAAAUAUAUAUCUUGGUGGACAAUCGGCCAUGGUUGAGAAAACUUGGUUCACGGUCUGCUCGCUUGUGGCAGCUGAUGGUUACGAAGUCGAGGCUCUCUCCUUUUGCAAACACCAAAGCCCGGAAGGAUAGAAAGAGAGAACGGGUGCCUUAUCAGAGACCCAAAAUUACUAAACCAAAGAAGUUUCUGCGGUGGUCCCCAUUGAUCGAUGCAGUAACAAUUUCUCGAAAGAAACUUCUGCUUCCUGUGCUUCCUAUGAAGAACCUUGGAAAAUCCUUUGUACUGAACAGUGAAUUGCAUAGGACGUUGUAUGGUUUUAUUGUUUUUGAAGUUUCAUGGAACAAUGUCAGAGGGAUAAACUAUUUCAAUGAGCUUCAGACAGAUACAUCUCUGGCCAUAGAGGCUAAAUAUAUGCAACGAUGGGAAUUUGAUUGCAUAUCCCAAGCUGCAGGGUGCAUAUCUGCCUGGUUCUCAGGUUCACUCUCAGAUCAGCUGCUGUUGAAGAAUUAUUUGGACUCGAUCACAGGAGAGAUUUUCUAUGAUGCUGAAGAAGUUUUCCAUGAUGCUGAAGACAAUUACCUCAAUGGCAUUCCCAUUGUUGAGGAUGAGAUUAUCUCCUAUAAAAGCUUAUACAUUAGUAAUGAUUUUCUGGAGUGCACUGAUGAUGAAUUGAACUUACAUUCCACCACUCCAGAAGACAGCAUGAAUACACCACAGACACCUCCUCCUACUGGUCCUAAUAAGAGAAGAAAAGUAACAAAAUCUAUUCGCSCAAGGAAUUUAGAAGAUACCUUCUUGGAAGAGAGAGAAAAUAAAAUUAGGGAUUCACCCAGUGUCUCAGAGAUUUAUGUAGCUGAUUGUCAGGACGUAGUUGAGGCUACACAAUACAAAGAUGUAUUGAUUUUGUUUAGGUUCAAUGACCGCGACCUUCCAUUUAAAUUAAGGCAAAUAAUAAUGUCUGAUCUACGGUUGCUCACUUUGUUAGAAGCUGGUCUGCCAUCUUGGGUCAUUUUCCUUCAAUCUUACCCUGUGUUUUGUCAUGUCUAUCGGCCUUGGAUGUGCCAUUUUGCAAGAGCUUUAUACGUGCUGGUAUCAGUUAUCACUGUUCUCAUAGGAUUCUAUGAUUUAUACAAAAAUGUCCCACUUUUGAAGGCAGCAGCAUCUCAUUUGUGUGGACCCCUUUUUGAUUGGAUAGAGACUUGGGAGAUGGUAUCAAGGAUCAAAUACUUGGGAACAAUGUUAUUCUUACAUAAUUUUGAGAAAGCUAUUAAGUGGUUUCUUACUCUUUCUCGUACCACGCGAUCUUUUCUUUCUAUUAUGGCUCAACCAUUCACAAGUCCUGUCAUUGAACUUUUUGGAUUCCUUCUUCCUGCUGGCAACACUUUUAUUGAAGUUUUCGGUAACUUCUUUUCGGUGAUCUGGGAUGUGAUUGAAUUUUGUUGCAGUCUCGUUGUUGACUUAAUUGAGUUGUUGCUCUUACCAAUAUGGUUCAUUUUCUCAACCGUCUGGAGCUGUGUUACAGUGAUCUUGCUUCCUAUAUUGUGGAUCAUUUCAGAAAUACUAUAUGCUCCGAUCAGAGCUGUCCUAUCAUUAGCUGGUUUCCUGGGUUACGUAUGCACAUGCUUUUAUGAAAUGUUUGGAGAUGUACGGCGUUUUCUCAGUAGUGUUUUUCAAGUUGCUUCUGUUACAGAAGUAACAGUCGUCACUUCCGAGGUUUCAGUUUGGCGUACACUUUGGAAUGAUCUCUUCUCCCAGGUGUUUCGAGCUCUUAGAAGUAUAUUACAUGGAUUUGUUGCCUUCUUCACUGCUUGCAACAGACAUCGGCUCAGCAUCUAUAAUUAUGUACAGGAAUGUUUUCAAAGAUUAUCUGGUCGAGCGAGAGGCUCAGAGCAGGAAGCAAGCAGCAGUAGACACAUAUACAUACCCCAAAAUCUGGCUAGUGUUUAUGGAAAGGUUCUUUUCUAUCUCACUUGCUCAAAUAAGCAAUAAUGACUAUUCCCAUAGUUCUGUCUAGUUUCUUGUAAAUUCUAAAUCAUUGAGCACCCGAGACUUAAUGACUGAAUAUCUGAGGGUUGUUCUAACAACUUUGUUGUGUUCACAGUCUGUGGAAAAGCGAAAAGUUCACGCGGAGUAGAAGUUUGUUGGGUUAAUCAGAUGAUUAGAAAACAUAAGAAAUAUACCAUAUACCCUUGUGCAUAUUUAGUACAUUUUAGUCGAACAUACACUCACAAGCAGCACGUCUUAGCAAUGGAGGGGAAAGUAUAAUUAUACCGUACAAAGUUGCACGACUUGUACAGCUUUAUACCUUUGUUCCUUUAUUUUGCCCCAAUUUUCCUCCAUAAACUUCCCCUCCAAAUUGAGAUGGUUCUAGUUUUCCCUUCUAGAUGACGAACUGUUGUAAAUCACUGGAUGUAAAUAGUAUGUAAAAUUAGUGUACAAAAUACAAAUGUAACAUCCUACCUCAGGUUUUGAUUUGAUUGUAUGACAUUUAGUUAAACUUUGAUAGAUAUUUCUGAUGGAGAUAAGUUCAGAAGUUCCUACA
Momordica charantia (bitter melon) is the source of this 3184-nucleotide messenger RNA. RefSeq names its product G1/S-specific cyclin-E protein. The record is from RefSeq and is a predicted model, not a curated record. Lineage: Eukaryota; Viridiplantae; Streptophyta; Magnoliopsida; Cucurbitales; Cucurbitaceae.